This is a messenger RNA of Caenorhabditis remanei, 2412 nucleotides long. RefSeq lists its product as uncharacterized. Gene Ontology annotation, cellular component: Golgi cisterna membrane. The record is from RefSeq and is a predicted model, not a curated record. NCBI's taxonomy places the organism in Eukaryota, Metazoa, Nematoda, Chromadorea, Rhabditida, Rhabditidae. Bases 1 to 2412 code for a protein of 803 amino acids. Gene Ontology annotation, molecular function: glucuronosyl-N-acetylgalactosaminyl-proteoglycan 4-beta-N-acetylgalactosaminyltransferase activity. The transcript has 8 exons.
AUGGUUGGUGGCGGUCGAACAGGCGUACACCUUGUGCUCGGCUUCGUCAUCGGCGCCGCUCUUGCGUUAUACUUCUUCUCGUCGCAACCCAACAUCGAUUUAAGUAGCUCAUUGGCUGCAUUCACAUUAUGUCGAAGUCAAGAAAACAAACAAAGUGUUUUGGAACCAUCGGCGUUGGAGAAGGGACGAGUUUAUAAGGAUGUUUCAGAACAUUGGAUUGUCCAUCAAGACGAAAUGCCCACACCACCAGCAAAUCAGGACGCCACACCUAAAGUUACUCGAACCCGAUUCGCUGCCACUGAACUAGGAACUCGAGAACGAAUUAUGGCUGCAGUAAUGGCUGAGUCGGCAUUGGCUCUUUCAAUCAACGCGACCCUCGGUAGACAUGUUCCACGAGUUCAAUUGUUUGCUGACUCUUCCCGAAUCGACAACGAUUUGGCCCAACUGACAAAUUUGAGUCCAUACAAGUUGAACGGGCAGAAGACGCAUUCAAUGGUUCUUGGUCUACUUUUCAAUAUGACGGUUCACGAUAACUAUGACUGGUUACUCAUUGCCAAAGAUUCUACAUACAUCAACCCAUUUGUUUUGCUCAGAAUGAUCGAUACGAUGAACUGGAACGAGGCAGUUGUGAUGGGAGAGCCAGCGGAAGACGGUAGUGGAAGAUGUCGUUUAGAUUCUGGAAUGCUUCUCAGUCAUCCAGCAUUGAGUAUGUUGAUGCACAAUCGAAACGCCUGCAAUUCUCUUGCCAUGGGCUCUGAUGAUGACCAAUUGGCAUUCGAAAAAUGUGUCCAAAUUGCCACAAAUUUGACAUGCCAACCGCUCCACCAAGGCGUCCGAUAUGAAGUAUGGCGUGCUCACAGAGCUGAUUCGCCGGCUGCUCAUGAUUCAAUUGAGGAUUGGAAAAGUGCUCCAUCAUUCAAAAGAACUCUUGUUGUGCCACGACUUCUUUCCGAUGCUGACGCGUCUGCUCUUCAUGAUUAUUUCGUGAGAGUUGAAAUGUCAAGAGCCGAUAGAGAAAUUGCAAAAAUGGAAGCAGAACUUUCUAGAUUAGCUGAAGCAGAGGCUCGUGAGACAGGAGAAGCUAUAAGUUGGCCACCAGCUCUUCCUCCAUUCGCAAAGCCACCAAACCGUUAUCAAGUUCCAACCUGGGAAUACUUCACAAUGACUGAAAUUUUCCGAAGCGAGCCCAAUCAAAAUGUUCGUCGUUUGGAAGGAAAAGAUUUUGAUGACGUGGCAGAAGUAGUCGUGGCAGCAAGACAGCAAGUCGAAACAGAAGAACCAGAGCUGGAGUUCGUCCAGUUGAGGAAUGGUUACAGAGUGUUUGAUCCACGACGUGGAAUGGAUUAUAUGAUUGAUUUAACAUAUCGAAAAACUGUAAAUGAGAUGUUGGAGAUGGAGAAUCGAUUUGAAGGUGACAACGAGGCUGCACACGAGGAGAGUCUGAAGGAGAUUGUGGUUGAACGAAGAGUGCACGUUAGUCGAAUGAUUGCAAGCACACAAUUAAUGAAUCAGGCACCAUAUGUAAAAGAAGACACAGAUGUCACUGUUGUCAUUCCAGUUGCCAGCGAGAAAGAGAUCCUUCCAGCUCGGAAACUUCUCGCCAGACAGGCCCGCCUCUGCCUCUCCCCAACUGAAGAAACACGAAAAACUCGUAUGGUUGUUGCAGUUUUCCCACCGAUUGAUGCUCGUUCAAUAACUGCAAUCAGUAAUGAUAUGGAAGAGUUGAAACGACGAUGCAAGAGAUCACUUCUCGAGACUGAUGUUCUUCCUGUUCGACCACCAGUCAGUACAGAGGGAAAAGGAACGGCUGCAGCUGCUGCGUUGGAUGAUGCUGUUGAUCGAUACGGAGCUAAUACGAUUUAUCUUCUUCUCUCCCCCCAUGCCGAUGUACAAAAAGAAUUCUUCGAUCGGGCUCGUAUCAAUACAAUCAAACAUUAUCAAGUAUUCUUCCCAGUUCCAUUUGUUGAAUAUCAUCCAACAAUUUCUGGAAUGGAAAUGAGUGAAAAAGAAGAAAAAGAUACUCCAACCGAACAAGCUCGUGAAGCAGCUCUUUCGAGAUUGAGAGAUGGAGUUGAACCAAAAAGAAAGAGAGCUCUGAUUGUACAGAAAGAACACGGACGAUUCGAUUCUCAAGAUUUCACGUGUUUCGCAGUGUAUGGAGUGGAUUACGUGACAGCAAGAGCGAAAUUGGGAGCUAAUGAACGACGAAAUGAUUUGAUUGCUGCGUUCUUGGGGCAAGAUGGAAUUCACAUUCUUCGAGCUGUAGAACCAACUCUCAGAAUACGGUAUCACAAGAGGAGCUGUGACAUGGAAAGUGUCGAUACGGAAGAUAUUGCUCGAUGUGUUGACAGUAAGAAGGAAAACGUGGCUGCCAAGGAUCAGUUAGCGAAACUGUUAUUCCACGAAAAGUAG